GGCUACAAGAGGGCCCGAACCCUCCGGCUUGGCCAAAUGCGAGUGGUUAGCACGGGAAAAAGAGGAAAAAGGAGAAGAAAACCUUAACGGUAUGGGGAGAGGGAGUGGGUGGGCAGUGCUCUCGGUGCUGCUGCUCUCUUUGAAUGGCUUUGUGGUGAGCGCAGUGGGGAGGCAACUGGCGAGUGGUGAUGGGGAGGAGAAGUUUUUUUGGAAGAAAAAGGGUGGAGUGUUCGGCCAUGGGCUAGGUGGGGGUCUUGGGUUAGGCAAGGGUGGGGGCUUUGGUGGCGGUCAUGGCUUCGGUGGCGGAUUCGGCAAGGGUGGUGGUCUCGGCGGUGGAUUCGGCAAGGGUGGUGGUCUCGGCGGUGGAUUCGGCAAGGGUGGGGGCUUUGGUGGCGGUCAUGGCUUCGGUGGCGGAUUCGGCAAGGGUGGUGGUCUCGGCGGUGGAUUCGGCAAGGGUGGUGGCUUGGGUGGCGGUCAUGGCCUCGGUGGCGGAUUCGGUAAGGGUGGUGGCCUCGGCGGUGGGUUUGGUAAAGGUGGCGGUCUUGGUGGUGGCCAUGGUUUCGGUGACGGAUUCGGUAAGGGCGGUGGCCUCGGCGGUGGGUUUGGUAAAGGUGGCGGUGGCGGCCAUGGCUUCGGUGGCGGAUUCGGUAAGGGUAGUGGUGGCCUCGGCGGCGGGUUUGGUAAAGGUGGCGGUCUUGGUGGUGGCCAUGGUUUCGGUAGCGGAUUCGGUAAGGGUGGUGGCCUCGGCGGUGGGUUUGGUAAAGGUGGCGGUCUUGGUGGCGGCCAUGGCUUCGGUGGCGGAUUCGGUAAGGGUGGUGGCCUCGGCGGUGGGUUUGGAAAGGGUGGCGGUCUUGGUGGUGGUCAUGGCUUCGGUGACGGAUUCGGUAAGGGUGGCGGCCUCGGUGGUGGCUCUGGUGACGGUGGUGGACUCGGUGGUGGUUUCGGUAAGGGUGGGGGUCUUGGAGGUGGACUUGGUGGGGGAGGCGGCGGCGGCGGUGGUGCUGGACUUGGUGGCGGAGGAAUUGGAGGGGCACAUUAAAGUGGGCAGUAUGUACGUUGCAUGGUCAUCUUAAUAUGUUGGUUUUACUAGUCUGAAAGCUACGCAGCUAUGUUGUCGUUGACCAUGUUAUCCCUCCUUUUUCGUGAAAACUUUGUACGUUGAACUUACAGUACUUGUUAAGGAGUAAAUGCCACAUGCUGUUGUUUCGAAGCA
Messenger RNA from Phoenix dactylifera (date palm), 1213 nucleotides. RefSeq lists its product as uncharacterized. NCBI's taxonomy places the organism in Eukaryota, Viridiplantae, Streptophyta, Magnoliopsida, Arecales, Arecaceae. The record is from RefSeq and is a predicted model, not a curated record.